This is a messenger RNA of Anguilla anguilla (European eel), 3053 nucleotides long. It is a transcript of the gene elf1, whose product is annotated as E74-like ETS transcription factor 1. Lineage: Eukaryota; Metazoa; Chordata; Actinopteri; Anguilliformes; Anguillidae. The record is from RefSeq and is a predicted model, not a curated record. The transcript has 10 exons. Gene Ontology annotation, biological process: regulation of transcription by RNA polymerase II; cell differentiation. Bases 1005 to 2990 code for a protein of 661 amino acids. Gene Ontology annotation, cellular component: nucleus. Gene Ontology annotation, molecular function: DNA-binding transcription factor activity, RNA polymerase II-specific; sequence-specific DNA binding.
ACGCGCGUCCCGAGCAGAGCGAGAAUCCCUGACUGUAUUCGGGGGGAAAUGUGGCUCGCCUACACCAGCCAAUCGAAAGAGAAUUGGUCUGAGACUCAUAGCUGAUAGGAAAUCCCCACACACAUUCACUGGCAUUUAAACUGUGAAACAGCUGGCCCAACUCAAGAAGGAAAUGUAACAAGUUGGACUGGGAAAGGAAUUCGAAUGCGGAGACGAAAUAAUUCAUACUAAUACUAAUAGAAUAAACGUUUAGUACCAACGUUACACGGAUCGACGCUGUAUGCCGUACUCCUACCCAAUUGCCAGUGGCACUGGUGCUAGAUGGCUAGUAAAUUGGCGAACUGAACGUGGGAAGCUAGCGAGUUCAGCCACUUCACAGUAGUAAACUUAAAACGUCUAAGUGUUGCAACAUCAGAAAUCGUCAUUUGCAAACUCCCUCACGUUUCGUUUAACUCCUUGGCAAGAGGAAGGGGCGAGGAGCAGUUUCCACGCUUGGAAUAUUCUGUUUUUUCCAGAUGCAGUGUGGAAUUAUUUUCUCCAGUCAUUUCUUUAAUUGCUUCUGUUUCUGUUUGGAUUUUUUUCGCCUGUUUGUGAAGACAGGUUCCACACCUUUUUUUUCAAAUGGUCCUGUCAUGGAGACUCAAAUGAAAGUCAUACUUCUCUGAGGUUUGUGUGCUCCAGACAGAGCAGACCGCGGACAUCGUCAGAGAGAGAAGAGUCAGUUUCCACUUGGGCUGAGUUUAGGCUAUCACUGACGGAUUAACCAUCCCCCAUCCAAGAAUAAAACCAGACCAAGGCUGCAGGACCAGGCCUGCAAAAAAGGAACUUAUUCCCCCCCCCCCAAACGAUUCUUCACAUUUUGUGAAACUGUCAAACUACCUCAAGUUCUUUUUUUUUGACGGUUUCCUGUUCUGCAGAAAGUUAACGAGGGGGAGGGAGUACUCUCUCGCCCUCUCUUUUUCUCUCUCAUCUCUGCCCCUCUUUCUGUCUCACCGGGGGUCGUCAUGACGACUGCCGUCCAACCAACAGAACUGGUGUUUGAGUUUGCCAGUAAUGGGAUGGACGAAAUGAACCAGCUGGACGACCCGUCAGUGUUUCCUGCGGUGAUCGUGGAGCAGGUGCCAGCAGCUGACCUCAUGCAGGUGUACUCCGGGCUGGAGUCAGACGAGGUUCCCAACGGCAUUAUGGCCGACAACUCCCUGGACGUAGCGGAGGAGCAGAUAAUGGGCGGAGACAUCGGGCUCUCAGAAGCAGCAUGCACAGACUCAGAGGAGAACAUGGAGACCAUAGAGGCAGCAGAAGCUCUGCUGAACAUGGAGUCUCCCAACAACAUCCUGGAUGAAAAGCGCAUGAUCCACUCCUACAACACCCUGCUGGACCCUGACCUGACCUACAUCUCCUUGCGACCGGAGCAGCUGUCCAGCAAUGGCGUGCACAUGUCGCAUGUGGAAGAAGAGUCCGCGGACGAGGUCCCGUCGAGGAGCCCCGGCAAAGCCCAGCGGAAAAGCAAAGCACGCAAACCGCGAGUGCCACGCCCCUGCUCCCCCAUCUCCAACCCCAGCCUGCCACUCAGGAAGAAGAGCAAGGAGGGCAAAGGCAACACCAUCUACCUGUGGGAGUUCCUCCUGGCCCUUCUGCAGGACAAGAACACCUGUCCUAAAUACAUUAAGUGGACACAGAGGGAAAAAGGCAUCUUCAAGCUGGUGGACUCCAAGGCCGUGUCCAAGCUGUGGGGCAAACACAAAAACAAGCCGGAUAUGAAUUAUGAGACGAUGGGGAGGGCUCUCAGGUAUUACUACCAGCGAGGGAUCCUGGCCAAAGUGGAGGGGCAGCGGCUGGUGUACCAGUUCAAGGAAAUGCCCUCUGACCUGGUCAUCAUCGAUGAUGACGACGGCCAGGUGCCCGAAUCCGGCCCUGGUCAUGGCGGGCACCGUUCGGGCCCGCACGGCAGGGGCCUCUCCCACGGGACAUCCCGGGUGGGGCGGGGGAAGGCGUCCGGGCAGCCGGUGCUGCUGCGUAGCUUGAAGAGGGAGGCCAGCCCCCCCCUGGUUUAUCGGGGCGGGAAUGACGGACAUCGAGAGCAGCUGCUGCAGACUUUGCACGUUCUGCAGCCCAACCAGGGUGCGGUUGCCCCCUCCCCCACACAGACUGUGAGGACCAUCAACGUGCCCACGUCUGUCCAGGCCUCCGUUCCCAUGGUGCUGACCUCCGGGACGCAGGGCGGAGGCACGGUCACGCUGCAGACCGUGCCGCUCUCCACCGUCCUGGCCAACGGCGACGGCGGCCACAUGGCGCCACAGAGGGUCAUCCUGCACGCCGUGCCCUCCUCCUCCGCGCCCGGGGUCAAGGACGUGCUGAGCUUCCAGACCUCUGGGCUCCAGGACGGCGGGCAGCCCCAGCAGCUGCUGGUGACCAGCCUGGGCUCGUCCUCGGGCGGGGUCAUCAGCACCACCGCCCAGUCUGGGUCGCACAACGGCAUCACCCGCCUGGUCACCCUCAACGCCAGUGGGCAGCCGGUGGUGGCGCAGCAGCCGGGGACGGUCAUCGCGACCGUGCUCAAGCCCAGCGAGUUCCACACUCUGCAGGUGAAAGAGGAAGCGUUGGACCCCCAGUACCUGCAGUCGCUGGUCAACAGCGAAGGCGUGGUGACGUUUCGGCCGGAGGAGGCGGAGGCGGGCAGGGCGGAGCUGGCCUACAGAACUGUCAUCAUCGGGCAGGCCCCGGACGCUGCCCUGAAUGGACGCGUGACGGCCGCCGGAGCCGCGGAGCGCGGCGGCCAGCUGUCCUACAGCCACAGCGAAGGCCUGACGCCCGUGGAGGAGCUGGAAAUCACCGGGGAGUCGGUCCUGCAGCCGGUGGGUGGAGUCAAAGAGGAGGACGGCACCGCUGAGCCCCUCCCCCAAGGCUUCCAGGAGCUGUCCGUCACCAUUCACGUGCCCGCCUCCGACUUCAUCGCCGCCCAAGUGAAGACGGAGCCCGUCGAGACGUAGAGCUGAAGUGAACCUCACCAAAUACCCAAAAAAAAAACAUUCCUUUUCCUAACCCUUCUGAAA